AUGAUGGCCAGCUACCCCGAGCCCGAGGACACCGCCGCCGGAGCCCUGCUGAGCCCGGAGACCGGCCGUGCAGUCAAGGAGCCCGAAGCACCGCCGCCUCCGAGUCCCGGCAAGGGCGGCGGGACCGCUCCGGAGAAGCCGGACCCGGCGCAGAAACCCCCGUACUCGUACGUGGCGCUCAUCGCCAUGGCCAUCCGCGAGAGCGCCGAGAAGAGGCUCACGCUGUCGGGCAUCUACCAGUACAUCAUCGCCAAGUUCCCCUUCUACGAGAAGAACAAGAAGGGCUGGCAGAACAGCAUCCGCCACAACCUCAGCCUCAACGAGUGCUUCAUCAAGGUGCCGCGCGAGGGCGGCGGCGAGCGCAAGGGCAACUACUGGACGCUGGACCCGGCCUGCGAGGACAUGUUCGAGAAAGGCAACUACCGCCGCCGCCGCCGCAUGAAGCGACCCUUCCGCCCGCCGCCCGCGCACUUCCAACCCGGCAAAGGGCUCUUCGCCACCGGAGGCGCCGGGGCCGGCUGCGGGGUGGCCGGGGCCGGGGCCGAUGGCUACGGCUACCUGGCACCCCCCAAGUACCUGCAGUCUGGGUUCCUCAACAACUCGUGGCCGCUGCCCCAGCCGCCCUCGCCCAUGCCUCCCUACGCCUCCUGCCAGAUGGCCGCGGCGGCGGCAGCGGCGGCGGCGGCAGCGGCUGCCGCGGGCCCCGGCAGCCCCGGUGCGGCGGCGGCGGUGGUUAAGGGGCUGGCGGGCCCGGCCGCUUCGUACGGGCCCUACUCCCGGGUGCAAAGCAUGGCGCUGCCACCGGCCGUAGUGAACUCCUACAACGGCCUGGGAGGCCCUCCGACCGCGCCCCCGCCGCCGCCGCCGCCGCCACCGCCACCGCCGCAUCCUCACCCGCAUCCUCACGCGCAUCAUCUGCACGCGGCCGCCGCCGCGCCCCCGCCGGCCCCGCCGCACCACGGAGCUGCCGCGCCGCCCCCGGGCCAGCUGAGUCCAGCCAGCCCGGCCGCCGCGGCGCCGCCAGCGCCCGCGCCCACGAGCGCGCCCGGCCUGCAGUUCGCCUGCGCCCGGCAACCCGAGCUCGCCAUGAUGCAUUGCUCUUACUGGGACCACGACAGCAAGACCGGCGCGCUGCACUCGCGCCUGGACCUCUGA
Jaculus jaculus (lesser Egyptian jerboa) is the source of this 1155-nucleotide messenger RNA. RefSeq names its product forkhead box L2 (gene Foxl2). The transcript has a single exon. Gene Ontology annotation, biological process: cell differentiation; anatomical structure morphogenesis; regulation of transcription by RNA polymerase II. Gene Ontology annotation, molecular function: DNA-binding transcription factor activity, RNA polymerase II-specific; RNA polymerase II cis-regulatory region sequence-specific DNA binding. Bases 1 to 1155 code for a protein of 384 amino acids. Lineage: Eukaryota; Metazoa; Chordata; Mammalia; Rodentia; Dipodidae. The record is from RefSeq and is a predicted model, not a curated record.